Messenger RNA from Oncorhynchus keta (chum salmon), 1201 nucleotides. RefSeq names its product chemokine-like protein TAFA-4. The transcript is spliced from 6 exons. Bases 548 to 955 code for a protein of 135 amino acids. The record is from RefSeq and is a predicted model, not a curated record. Gene Ontology annotation, molecular function: receptor ligand activity. Lineage: Eukaryota; Metazoa; Chordata; Actinopteri; Salmoniformes; Salmonidae.
CACAAUGAACUAGUGUUGAACGUUUAGAAAACAUUAGUCUCUUUUCGCUCUUUUGGAUGUAUUCACUUUUGGUUACUUUUUUUCUGUCAUGAACCUCUAAAUCUCUAUGCCACUGUCUUCGUUUGGUUUCCGUUGUUAUGGGACGCAGUAAGAUACUGUAACUAGAGGGUGGAACCAGUCUGUAACCAAACUCAGACAGCUCACCCAGCUCCAGCGCGGUGGUACCCGGAUAAACUGUAGCCCACCCUGCUGCUCGCCUGACUGUGACCGGCUUCGCCAGAUUGGCAGGCAGCUGUAAGGAUUAGGUUUAUAGUCGGAAACCGGAUUCAGUGAAGUGAAGAAAAAGUAACACAGCAAGCGAGCUAUCCCCGGAUUCCUAAACAAUUUGAUUAUGCCGUCGGUUUUAUAGAUUUAGGGGCCGGUGCUGUAUGAGAGGAGAAAGAGGAAGAGGUGGAGAACGUGUUUGCCAUGACAGUGACCCUUAUCCCAUAGAGCAUCCUACUCAGAGCAAGACUGACCAGAAAGGAGGACAGCGAGGACAGGAAGGAUGAAGUUGUGGGGGAGCUCAGUGUGUCCUUUGCAAGUGGCCCUCCUUUUCGCCGUGGUGAUGUUCUGCGGUUGCCCGGUGUCCGCUGGCAGUCGUAACCAUCGGGGACAGACAGCCUCCUACCAGGUGAAGCAGGGGACGUGUGAGGUGGUGGCCAUCCAUCGCUGCUGUAAUAAGAACAAGAUUGAGGAGCGCUCUCAGACCGUCAAGUGCUCCUGUUUCCCAGGCCAGGUCGCUGGCACAACCCGAACCAGGCCCUCCUGUGUGGAAGCCUCCAUCGUGAUUCAGAAGUGGUGGUGUCAGAUGAACCCCUGCAUGGAGGGAGAGGAGUGUAAGGUGCUCCCUGACCUCACAGGCUGGUCAUGCAGUACUGGGAACAAAGUCAAAACCACCAAGGUCACACGAUAGCAAGAGAAUCGCUGAGCAGCGACAUCACCAAGUCUCUCAACUGUUAACUCCAUAUGUAAAGAAAGGAUGGCAAUCAUAACUGAGACACUUAGACUGACGAUGAAGGGAAGACUGUUAGUCAUCCCAUCAUACCAAGGUGUGACAAACUACAGAACCAUUAAGAACACACUCUGAUUGACAGAGACACUGGGGUAAAGUGUCACACAUACAGCUCAAAACAACUAUGGACUACUGAGUUUAUGGAUA